Molecule: messenger RNA, 2302 nt
Organism: Condylura cristata (star-nosed mole)
Lineage: Eukaryota; Metazoa; Chordata; Mammalia; Eulipotyphla; Talpidae
Gene: ZNF630
Product: zinc finger protein 630
Exons: 4
Coding region: 207-2048 (613 amino acids)
Biological process (GO): regulation of transcription by RNA polymerase II
Molecular function (GO): DNA-binding transcription factor activity, RNA polymerase II-specific; RNA polymerase II cis-regulatory region sequence-specific DNA binding
Source: RefSeq, a predicted model, not a curated record
GGGGACUACCCUAACUAAACAAUUGUAUCCUCUGGCUGGAAUGCGAGCUUCAAGGAGCAGUGUGAGGCACCAGCCAUUUUCCGGCCGGCGACAGAGUUCCUGGCGCGGACCCGGAAGCAGUGACAUUUGCGGAUGUGGCUGUGAACUUCACCCAGGAAGAGUGGCAGCAGCUGGACCCGGUUCAGAAGACUCUACACCAGGAUGUGAUGCUGGAGAUCUGUAGCCACCUGGUUUCUGUAGGAUGUUCAGAUAUAAAACCAGAUGUAAUCUUCAAACUGGAACGUGGAGAGGCCCCAUGGAUCAUCGAGAGUGAGUUGUCAAGAUGGAUCUACUCAAGCAGGAAGAAACGCCUUGAACUUACUCAGCAGAUUAUUUCUGGGGAAUACUCAUUUCAAAGAGAAAUAUUGGAAAGAGCCCCAAAGGAUAAUUUAUUGUAUUCUCUUUUAAAAGUCAGGCAUGUUGAUGGUCAGAAAGAUGAAUAUCAAGGAAACCAAGACCAUGUUUUGAGGCAGUUCAUAGUUAACAGCCAUGAAACAUUGACUGAGAAGAGAGAAGCCAAGCAUAAUGAAGUUGGAAAAAUAUUUAAUGGGUGCAAAGACCUUGAUCCCUCAAGUGAAAAACACUCAUGUGGAAGGAGAUUGACAUCUGAUUUAGACUCAAUAACUUGUAGUAAGAGCUAUGCAAGAAAGAACCCCAUCGAAAAAUUUGGGUGUGGGGGAGCACCUAGCUAUAGUGUUUCCUGUUCAGUGCCUGAGAAAAUACAUGGAGUAAAAUCCUAUGGACAUAGAGAGUGUGAAACAGUUCUCAGUCAUAAGCAAACCCAUAUACACCAUAAGAGAGUUCAAACUGGGGGGAAGCUCAACAAUUGUAGUGUGUGUGGAAAGGGCUUUAUUAAGAAGUCACAACUCAUUAUACAUGAAAGAAUUCAUACUGGAGAGAAACCGUAUGUAUGUGGAGAUUGUGGGAAAGCCUUUAAUGAGAAAUCACAUCUCAUCGUACAUCAGAGAAUCCAUACUGGGGAGAAACCCUAUCAAUGUACUAAGUGUGGGAGGGCCUUCUCCCAGAAGUCACCAUUCAUCGUUCAUCAGAGGGUCCACACUGGAGAGAAACCCUAUGAAUGUUCUGAGUGUCACAAAACAUUCUCCCAGAAGUCACAUCUUGUUAUACAUCAGCGAGUUCAUACCAGAGAGAAGCCUUUUGAAUGCAGUGAAUGUGGAAAAGGCUUCUGUAAGAUGUCUCACCUUUUUCUACACCAAAUCACUCAUACUGGGGAGAAACCCUUUGAAUGUGCUGAAUGUGGGAAGACUUUCCCUCGGAAAACACAACUCAUCAUUCAUCAGCGAACGCAUACUGGAGAGAAACCAUACAAGUGUGGUGAAUGUGGCAAAACCUUUUGCCAGCAGUCUCAUCUCAUAGGACAUAAAAGAAUUCACACAGGAGAGAAACCUUAUGUAUGUUCUGACUGUGGGAAGGCCUUUUCCCAGAAGUCACAUCUCACUGGACAUCAAAGACUUCAUACUGGAGAGAAACCUUAUAUAUGUACAGAUUGUGGAAAAGCUUUCUCUCAAAAAUCACCACUUAUUAUACACCAGAGAAUUCAUACAGGGGAGAAACCCUAUGAGUGUAGUGAAUGUGGCAAAACCUUUUCCCAGAAGUCACCCCUCAUUAUUCAUCAAAGAAUUCAUACUGGGGAAAAACCCUAUGAGUGCACCGAGUGUGGGAGGGCCUUUUCUCUGAAGGCACAUCUCCUUGUUCAUCAGAGAGCUCACCCUGGAGAGCAACUGUAUGAAUGCAGUGACUGCGGAAAGGUCUUUUGUGAGAAGUCUCCAAUGAUUGUCCAUCAGAGAACCCAUAGCAAAGAGAAAUCCUCUGAAUGUGCUGAGUAUGAGAUGAGUUUUUCUCAAAAAUCACAGAUGAUCACAUAUCAGAGAACACAUACAGGGGAGAAAUGCUCCAAGUGCAGUGACUGUGGGAAGGUCUCCUGCCAGCAUGUACACCUCCGUGAUCAGCAGACUCCAUAUAGGAGAGGAACAUUAUACACAUACUGAUCGAGCAACAGUCUCUUCCUAGAAGUCAACCCUCAUCGUGCACAGGGAAACUCACAUCAAACAGAGAUUCUAUAGAUAGGUUGGACAUGAAAAAUGUGCUACUUCCUCAACUGUAGAAUAGACUCACAUAUGCCUCUAUAUCUGAUUACUCCUAUAUGGAAUGAUCUGGCCUUUAUAGUGUUUUCAUUGCUGUAAAUAAGUAAUGGGUUUGCUUACCCCCAAAGUAUCUCAGCCUCCUUCCCAGAAUAAAACAU